This is a messenger RNA of Amoebophrya sp. A25, 8440 nucleotides long. The record is from the annotation of a GenBank genome assembly. NCBI's taxonomy places the organism in Eukaryota, Dinophyceae, Syndiniales, Amoebophryaceae.
AGUAGGAGAUGCAGAGUAACUAUAAGCCAUCUAAAUUCUUUUCUAAAGACCAGUGGAGGUACUCUCUAGCAAGAGCACUGGAGUAGAUCUACAUGCAACAAAAUAAAAGUAUCUAUAACUAUAAGUAAGAGCAAGGAAGACAGUAAGGUAAGAAGUGGAUUUUCACAAUUUCGUAGCCUUCCCAACAAGAAUGUCUUCUAAGUCGAGCGCUCCACCGAAGGCGCUCGCACGCGUGGAGCAGAUCGCUGAGCAGGUUGGCGUUAGUCCGCUAACAGUGAAAAUCAGCGCAGGUGCCGCUGUGGGUGCUGCUGUGGGGAUAGCUAUUGUUAUGACAUAGAAAAUCAUGUAGUUCGAAUCGCUUGUUUCCAAAUUUACAUGAGGAUCAACAGAGAAGCGGAUCGAAAAAAGUACAUUCAAAUACAUACAGUUUCUCUCUGUAUAGCUCGCUCAACCAUUUUCCAAUUCUCGCCAUGGCAAGCGAGCACCAUUCCCGAUUGAGGACCCUCCGGUUAACACUAGUGAAACAGCGCCAUGCUACGACGGAGACGGACCGGUGUGGACAUGUGACGCUACGGCGGAGGUGUUUUUUUACUAGAGAGGAAGUUACUCAAAUAACAUAAAGUACUUGUACUACUUGCAGUGGUGAAUAUCAUGUGUACUUCAAUGAGAAAAAGGAUCUUCGCUCCUUCACUUCUUCUAGUGCGACUUCUUAUUAUAGGUGUCCAACAGCGGACUUCUACAACUUAGAGAAUCAAAAAUCCGUAAACGGAUUUUCGAAAAAAAAAUCAAGGUCCCUAUCCGUUUUUCGAAAGCGGGUCCAGCCUCGGAAGCACAAUGUCCGAUGCAAACGGUGCCGCAGCUACUAGAACAGUGCGUAAAAAUAUGUGGAAACGAUUUUUAAGGGUAGUCGUGUGACCUAUCGAAGUCUUCAAUAUCAUGUACCAAUACGUAAUAACAUAAUUCCCAACAUGAUUCCUGUAAUGUGGUCGUAGUGGCGUGGACCUAUGGAGGAUAAGAGUGACUUUGGAAUAAGGGUGAUGCGAGUGGCGAUGGACCCCUUAGAAAAGUAGGAGGUCAGAGGGAGACAAAGACAAUUUAGGAAACUAGGAGUCCAGAGGAUCAUUCUAUUUAUUAAAUAGGAGGGAAAGGAACCAGGGGAUUCGACCUCAUGCCAGGCACAUCAAUCAAUCAAUCAAGGAGGCAAAGGCAAGAAGUUACUGAAGAAUCCGGGACAGGCAAGUUACUCAAUAUUCUAUCUAAGAGUGAGCACGCAAGAAGUUACUCAAGAAUCCGGGACAGGCAAGUUACUCAAUAUUCUAUCUAAGAGUGGAGGCAGAGGCAAGAAGUUAGUCAAGAAUCUAUCUAAGAGUGAGCACUUUCCUGCGAACGGCCUUGUCCGAAAAACGAUGGCCAGGGCGCGCUUGCUCUGCAUCCGUCGCUGUGGAAGAAGUAAUGUUAAUAUCCGUCAUAAAUUGUGGCUCGUACAGAAUGAGAAUGGUCAUCCGCCAUGAUCGUGGAAGUGGAACUAGAUAUGAGGACGACACAAUUUUUCGUUCUAGUUUUAAUGUAACCGCUCUAGAUAUGAGCUGACACCCGUAAAUAAUUACUGGGUAAGUAUAUCAUCAUCAUCAUCAUCAUCAUCAUGAUGUUUCCUUAAUGCAGUUGGACCUGGAAGCAGUAUGCGGCAGACAUAGUCACAGCUGCGAAAGGCUUUGUGGCGUUUGGCACCCCAAGAUUCGGCACCAUCACUAUUUUCGGCUUCAAUGCUCCAGAGUGGCUCAUUAGUUCCAUGGCGGCGCUGCAAUUGUUAAGAAUGGUCGUAGUAAUUUUGAUCAUGUUUGCUCUACUGGUGAUUACAGGGGACUACAGGGGGAUUACUGGUUGAUCAUGUUUGCUCUACUGGUGAUUACAGGGGACUACAGGGGGAUUACUGGUUGAUCAUGUUUGCUCUACUGGUGAUUACAGGGGACUACAGGGGGAUUACUGGUUGAUCAUGUUUGCUCUACUGGUGAUUACAGGGGACUACAGGGGGAUUACUGGUUGAUCAUGUUUGCUCUACUGGUGAUUACAGGGGACUACAGGGGAUUACUGGAUUGGGAUUACAACUGGAUUACUGGAUUUCUCAACCCGAAGACUGGUGGUGACUACGAGGAUGCCCGUCACGAGGAUCUUCACGAUCUUGAUUUAAUAUACCCAGAGACCCCUUAGUUUUUCUUCAAGCAUGUAAAUACCAUUUCUUCAGUCCGCAGCUGCUUCCCAUCUAAAACUUGGCGGCAAAGUAGCCGGAAUCUACCCGACGGACACAGUAGAACACUGCGUCUUCAAAAACAAGCUGACGGGAGCCACCGUUUGUGUUGUCGAGUUAUGUUGAGUGCCGCUGUGCCUUAAGCCCUCUACUUACCCCCCGCUCAUUGGAAUUAUUUAAGUAAUUUGCAGCGGGUUCCCUUUAAUACGUUGGGCAGUGUACUAGAGACUUGUGAACGUAACUACUGACCGAUUCCAUCCACGUUUUUGUUAUCUUCCCUCCUCCACGCCAUUUCAUCUUUCGACGUGGAUAAAGCCAAGAUGGUGUUGGACAACCUGGAUCAGCUGCCUUGCAUGAAAGCGGUCGUCGUGUAUUCGCCGGAGGCCAAAUUUGAAGAAGUGCUGCCAUCAAGCGAUGGGUCAUUUAUGGAAACUAGAACUAGUGUUUUUCCUACUAGCUACUAACAAUCGCCCUUUCGGCUUCGGGGGUUCAGAUUUUUCUGAGAUUGCAGUCCUAUAAUGGGUCGUGCAAAAGCAUCUCCUUCUUUGUCUUCUUCUAAUCCCUCAACAAAGUGCGCAUACAUGAGAUGGGACACCAUGAUGAUGUGGGCGAGCAGCCUAAAAACCGACGCUGAGAUUCAAGCACGAGUAAAGCAGGUCCGCUCUGGUCAUGCAGCAAAUAUUGUUAUGAAGCAAGUGCUUGUUAUUUUGAGUUGAAAGUACUGGUAAUUUACUCGUUGAAAAGUUCGAUGGAUAUGGAUUACUGGAACAGGAAGGCUAUUUGUGGGUAACGAUGGUAAAAGCAUACUCUUUGAAGAUGAGUAUCAAGUAGAGAUCUAAUUCUAAUGAUAAUCAAUCAUGUGCGAAUGACAACAGGUGCUGGAAAAGAAAAACUAUAACUAGUAGUAGCACCGCUAAAAUUCACCGCGGCUAUCACGUUUGACGUUAGAUAACUCAAGAUAUUCCAUAGAUACUCAGCUUCGUGUCUGUUCAUCCCCUAGUAAAAAUAUGGAAUCUACUUCUUUCUAAUAUCUUGUUUACGUCGGGCACGACAGGAAAUCCGAAGGGCGUCAUGCUUUCACACGACAAUAUUUGUGCAACAUGUCGAGUCUUCCUUGCCACGAUCGGUCGCAGCCAACUCAAGGCACCGCAUCGAAUCUUGAGCUACCUACCUCUGCCACACGUAGCAGGCUACUUCAUCGAUGUUGCGACGCCGGUCUUUUUGGUAACUUUCUAGUGCUUGAUGUUCGUGAUGAUGAAACUAGGAUAUAAUGGAGAUAGGAUAAGUAGAUGAAAGUGGAUUAAUCAAUCGCUAGUAAGGAUAUAAGUGCAACAUUUUUCCAGAUAUGAUACAUCACUAAUGGCGUCAUUUGCUAGUUCCAACGAGGGACUCUCUCAACGCUACAUCGGGUACAUGAUUGAUGUUCUCUACUCUCCACAACCACACCAGGAGUAAACCUACCAGUAGUAAACAGAUUCAUGGAGUACCAUCCGCUGAAAUCCAUUUUCAAACUUUAAAGGGCGCCGAAGGAGACAGUACGGCCGUCUAUUUUGCCAGGCCAUACGAUCUCAGAGACGGCACGUUCGGAGCGCGACUGGCCUAUGCCAGACCGACACUUUUUGUCGGUGUCCCACGUGUAUACGAAAAAAUAGCCGAAAAACUCAAGGCAAUAGCAGCAACGGUGCACGGACCCAUGAAAACGGUAUCUGUUCCUAUUCAUGUUUGGUGAUGAUAUAUAGUUUCUUACUAUCAGAACUAGAGCACAUGCGGAAUCGCACAGGCAAGAUGAAGCCGCGAGGGCUCGAAGGUGGGCUUUUGGAGGCCUUCCCGCCUGGCAGUCCCUCGAGAAAAAGGGCCCGGGGCUGGUGGAGGUCCCCCUCGGGCAUCGCGGGGGGCCUUCAGCCCUGAGCCCUGGAACGUAUAUGCAAUCCCUGAAGAUGAUGGAGGAUCGAUUCGACGUGAAGGAUCCACAACCUAACCUGAAACAUCGUACUCAUCAGAUAUCAACAUGGGCAAAGGCCAAGAACCUAGAGCACAUGAGGAAUCGGCAGUAUGGCGGGACUGGGGAGUAUCCUGCGAAUUUUGGUCCGGCAAACUUCGUCAUGGGCAAAGUUCGGGCAAAGCUAGGUCUAGACAAGGCACAGGUCUUAGUUUCCGGUGCAGCCCCGAUAACGCUCGAAACACUCGAAUAUUUCGGGAGUCUAGGUAAUAUUAGAAAGAGGACUUCUAUUAGUUUCCGGAGUCUAGGCCAACACUUGUAUGCUUACGAGAGCUACGCCAACCCUUGAUAGUCUAUCGAUCGGUCUUUUUGCUCUUGUUUAAUGAAGGUGCAGGAAGGCUGAAUGACCUCAAUGCCGUCAGUUAGAAUUUAUUAUGGGCCACGAUAGUUUGGAAACAACUUUUAAGUUUGGAAACAAAACAAGAAAAAAUCCAUCGCAGGUUUACAAAUAGUGGAGACCUACGGCAUGUCAGAAAGUAGUGGUCCGACAACGACGAAUACGCCUCAGACAGUGAAAUGGGGGUCCAUCGGAUUCGCAACUCUUGUUAUGAAAACCUCUGUUCCUAACCUAACCCAUGAUUAUUAACCGAUGAUCAUCUGAGAAAAACCUUUGAUUUCUUAGAGUAGAAGAAGUCUUCUUCUUUAUGUUCAAGUAGAGAAGUGCGUGCGAUUUCUUAGAGUCCUCAACUUAACUACUACGCUUGAUGUCUAAGUCUAAGAACUACUAAAUUUGUCAUUUGAUUUCUUACUCUUUGUAAGAGCUGAAUUUGAAUUUUUGGGAUAGAAGUUGUACUCUGACCACGCUGUUGACGAAGAAGUGGAAUGAUGAACCACAUGCACAACUCAAGGCUCUUUAAUGGCCUCGAACGCUCGCCGCCUCAUAGGUGAGCCACAGUAACCUAACCUGGCCUAACCUAACCAAACCUAACUCCCACGGUGAAGAUCUCAGGACGAACCACAUCCCUCAGAACCACAUCGCUGUCCUUCAUAUUCGGCUUCGAGGUGAAGGUGGUGAACACUAUGGAGAUGAAAGCCAAGGGGUUCCAGCCAGUGCCGGCGUGCAAAGACAUGAUGGCAUUAAGGCUACCGCUAGAGCAUCCCCUCAAUACCAUGAUCCUUGGUUCUGCUUUUUCUAGUGGAAAAAGAAGCCAAGGAUGCUCUCAGGGAUGCGAAUGCGGUAGCUCUAAUGGCACCGACGGAAGCGGAACAAGGCGAGCUCUGUUUUCGAGGAAGAAAUAUCAUGAUGGGCUAUCUAGCAAAUCCAGAUUUGGGCUCAGACCACGUAGACUUAUGGAGCUCAUGAAUCGGAAGUAGGCGAAGGUGCUAACACAGUGGCUAGAGUAGAGAACAACUACAAUGGGAAGGUUCUCACACAUCAAUGGCUAGAGUAGAGAACAACAGUGGGAAGGUUCUAACGAUCUAAUGAAUGUGUCUAAGUGAAAGUAUUGCUGUACAAAUACGCUAGUCAUUGUUGAUGUUCUAAUGCAAGAGGUAAAAAAGAAAAACGAGGAAACAUUCGCUCCUGGUGGCUGGAUCAUGAGCGGAGACAAGGCCUGCAUGGAUAAGAAUGGUAUGAAAUUUGAAAAAAAAGGUUUUCGCAUAAGCAUUUGGAUAAAAUGGUUUUGCUUCUUUUGCUUUCAAUAUUUCAUUGACCCCAUCCCUCCUUUCCUCUCGUCGAACUUAUCCCUCCUUUCCUCUCGUCGAACUUAUCCCUCCUUUCCUCUCGUCGAACUUAUCGCCCCUACCACUAUAGCAUAGAUACCUACUUGACAGCAUACACAUCUAGUGUCAUCACCCUCCCCCUACCACUAUAGCAUAGAUACCUACUUGACAGCACACACAUCUGGUGUCAUCACCCCUUCAGGCUUUUUCCGCAUUACUGGUCGUUACAAAGAGCUGAUCAUCACGGCAGGAGGGGAGAAUGUCGCUCCUGUACCGAUUGAGGACUGGAUAAAGAGCAAUUAUACAGCCAUUAGCAACUGCAUGAUGGUAGGGGACAAGAAGAAAUACAACGUCGUUCUAGUCACGCUCAAGACCAAAGGCGCUACUGGUAUCGCCUAAGAAGUAUUUGAUGAUUCUUCAGGUGCGAAGCUUCAGCUUGCUUUACUAGUCGGUGAAGAGCUUGUUGCGUUGAUGUCGAUCUUUUUCAACUGUUUUGUUUAUAUUGAAAGUCAGAUCUUAUUCGAAGUACGCAGUAGUUGCUGCUUGAGAUAAUGACAGGUGCAGCACUAACAAGAAAACAUUUCCACACAACCUUCAGGGGAGCUUCCCGGCAGCGACGAAUUGGAUGGUGAGGCUUUGAAGAUCGCACCAGGCGUGACCUCGCUAAAAGCUGCUAUCUUUAUGGCUCCUCCAGACAGACAUCUUUGCUAAUCAUCAUAGAGGACAAUGAUGAAUGGGCUGUUGGACGACACGCGGCGCCUAGAAUAGACGGAUCCUACUUAGCUUGGCCAAUACUAUAAUUCUGUACUCGUAUAGCCUUUACCUAACCUUACCUUUUUCCUAGUUAGCUUGGCUCCACCCGUAUUAUCGAGGACAAUGAUGAAUCAUCAUAGUGUAACCAUAUUAAGAGCAUAAUCAUCAUAGAGGACAAUGAUGGGAAAUACAACACGAACUUCUACUAGAACUUCUAUUUCUAACAUGGCGGAUCCCCGAGUGCAGGCCUACGUGAAAAAGGCAGUGGAAGAUGUGAACAAGCAACAUGGAGUGGUCAUAUCCAACGCCUGCCGAGUCGUGGAUUUCCGUAUUCUGCCUCGCGACUUCAGCGUCCAGACCGAAGAGUUCACGCCAACCCUAAAGUUAAGAAUUGUUUAUAGUACCUUAUCAUAUUAUUUAUCAUAUUUUUUAUACCAGCUAGUAUAAGAUACCGAGUAGUAUACUGCUCAUCCUUCAGCGCAGGAGCAUACCUGAAAAGUAAGACGAGGCACUUUUCCUUUCAAGUAGGUGGAUCUUGCAGCUGAGAGGUCUCAAUUCUGGGCAGGACUCUAAUGAAGUUAAAACGCUCCGUGGCGAUGAAGAUCUGGCAAGAAGUGGUAGACCAGAUGUAUCCGGCCGCAUAGACGGUGGACUUGGUGGCAAUGUAUCCCGCUGCGUAGAAGGUGAACUCGGUUAAGGGGUCGCGUGGUAAGGAAGAACACACGAAUAUUUCUAUAGUGCAAGCACGUCUUGGUACCUGUAUCAUCCAUGACGUCGAGAGUAAGACCUGUACUAGGCGUGCUUGUUUCCUUUAUACCAUUAUUUUUUGAUGACUGUGACUUUUCAUAUUAAGUGCUGAAGAAUAGUGAAAUAGACUUGCUAAUAUCGCUUCUAAAAGUGAAAGUAAACGCUUCUAAAUGAGACCACCGGAGAAAUGAAAAUAUAUCUGGUAGACGAUUAGUAUGGAGUAAGAAGUUACAGAAGUACAACUAUAGGCGACUGGAUUACAACACAGCGCAGUUAUCGUCCACAACAAGUAGGUAUCCCUAAGCAGGUAAUCGCGGUAUUCUUCCCACUGCUGAGCUUGACGAGGUCACCUCAACAGCUCAGCAGCAGAUUGGACUCUUUACGUCUGGGUAGCUCUUCAUGACACCAAGCUUUUGUUCCUUGAUCAUUUUCCGACUUUUUAAGAGUGAUACAGAGUUCUUCUUACUUGUCAUGCGAAUAAACGCCAACAGUAGAAGCUCCAGCACAUCGCAUUUGAUGAUAACAUCAAAAUGUGCAUAGAUUUCCUCUGUCGAAUCAUAUUAUACUACAUGUUGAGAGCCAUUCUAACGCAUAGACACUCUCUCAACCAAUCUUCUCUUCCUCGUUCUCUCUCUCUUUGCUUCGUUUCUCUCGCACUUAAUAUCUCACGCUUUUUACUACGUCAUUCUAGUAACGCAUAUUAAUUUUCCAGGAGUAUGGCAUGGUCACGAGCCAUCUCAUAAUUACAAGUUCAAGUUCUUUCCGUUUCCCUGUGAGGAAGUCAGAUGAAGUUUUCUUUUGUAAUUAUUCAGAAUCUUCGCAGGAUUAGAACUCCAUACAAGUACUCGCUUCUGUAAUUAUUACUCUUAUCGUUGACCUCUACAAGAGAAAAGUCAUCAUAGAUAUCGACGUGAGUUCCAACGAUUGGGUGGGGGGUUUAACAAGUUGAACAUACAACCAGAUGAAAUAGAAAUUGUAAGAAAAAACGACGCAGCAGGGUGACAUAGGGUUAAUAGUUCCGCGGCCAUCUUUGU